AUGGUAUGUGUCGCUCAAGAUACCUGCAGAGGCAAAGCAAUUGAAGAUCCUAUGCUUAUGAAAAAAGUAUUGGAAUUAUGUGACAGCAAGACGGAACACUUACCCGGUUUGUUGCCAUUUGUUCCUGGAAUGACAGUUAUUUUAACGCAAAAUCUUGCUAUUGAACUGGGUCUUAUUAACGGUAUAAAUGGAGUAUUUCGACAAUUAGUCUACGAGGCUGAUUCUGUGUCAACAGAUGCUCUAUCUAACACAUUUCCGAACAACACACAGUACGUGCAUCGACCUUUAUGUGAAUUAAUUGAAAUUGCUAGAUCAAAAAUUGAAUGUAAUCUUGAAACACUUUAA
Adineta steineri is the source of this 345-nucleotide messenger RNA. The record is from the annotation of a GenBank genome assembly. Lineage: Eukaryota; Metazoa; Rotifera; Eurotatoria; Adinetida; Adinetidae.